This is a messenger RNA of Phaedon cochleariae (mustard beetle), 642 nucleotides long. NCBI's taxonomy places the organism in Eukaryota, Metazoa, Arthropoda, Insecta, Coleoptera, Chrysomelidae. The record is from the annotation of a GenBank genome assembly.
AUGGAUGAGGAUUGGUCAACCGAGGUUCAGGGUGGUGGUGCAGUAGCAGCCCCCAAAAUCGCAGAAUUGCCUGAGAUUAAAUUAUUCUCCAGAUGGAACUGUGAUGAUGUUCAAGUAUCAGAUAUGUCUCUGCAGGAUUAUAUUGCUGUAAAAGAAAAGAAUGCCAAAUACCUACCACACUCUGCUGGUAGGUAUGCAGCCAAGUGGUUCCGUAAGGCACAAUGCCCCAUUGUUGAAAGGUUGACAAACUCCCUUAUGAUGCAUGGUAGAAACAAUGGUAAAAAACUGAUGGCUGUGAGGAUUGUCAAACAUGCAUUUGAAAUUAUCCACCUUCUAACAGGAGAAAAUCCUCUACAAGUCCUGGUAUCGGCCAUAAUCAACUCCGGCCCGCGCGAAGACUCCACCCGUAUCGGUAGGGCCGGAACUGUCAGAAGACAGGCGGUGGACGUGUCGCCAUUGCGCAGGGUCAACCAGGCCAUCUGGUUGCUGUGCACUGGCGCCCGAGAAGCGGCCUUCAGAAACAUCAAGACCAUCGCUGAGUGUCUCGCCGACGAGCUCAUCAACGCGGCAAAGGGAUCCUCAAAUUCAUAUGCUAUUAAGAAGAAAGAUGAACUUGAACGUGUGGCUAAAUCUAACCGUUAA